Messenger RNA from Propithecus coquereli (Coquerel's sifaka), 1665 nucleotides. It is a transcript of the gene ZNF454, whose product is annotated as zinc finger protein 454. Gene Ontology annotation, biological process: regulation of DNA-templated transcription. NCBI's taxonomy places the organism in Eukaryota, Metazoa, Chordata, Mammalia, Primates, Indriidae. The coding region runs from base 56 to 1636 and encodes 526 amino acids. The transcript is spliced from 4 exons. The record is from RefSeq and is a predicted model, not a curated record.
CACACCUGCCUCCUCAGCACUUUGCCUGUCCCUAAGAGGGCUCAUCAAAGAAAGAAUGGCUGUCAGCCACCUGCCAACCAUGGUCCAGGGCUCGGUGACCUUCAAGGAUGUGGCCGUGCUCUUCACCCAGGAAGAGUGGGGGCACCUGAGCCCGGCCCAGAGGGCCCUGUACAGGGAUGUGAUGCUGGAGAACUACAGCCACCUGGUCUCGCUGGGACUCUUAGGACCCAAACCAGAUCUGUUUUCCCAGCUGGGAAAAGGGGAAGAAUGGAUGCCAGAGGAUGCCUCGGGAAGCUUCUGUCUUGACUGGAUGACUGUGCCUGUGAGUAAGAAAUCUACUCUCAAGGCAGGGAUCCCUGAAGAAGAAUUGGAUCAGUGGACAAUAAAGGAAAGAUUCAGUAGAGAUAGUGCCUGGACAUGUGCCGGCUUGUUGGAAUGGCAAUGUGGAGACCAGGAGACCAGUUUGCAGCAAGUGGUACUCACUCACCAGAACACCCCAUCUGGGAUCAGUGAACAGGAAUGUGAUAGAUCUGGGAAGGGCUGCACCAUGAGCUCCUCUCUUUUUCAAAGUCCGGGAUUUCAACCUAGCAAAAAAGCCUUUGAGUGCAGUGAGUGUGGAAAAGUCUUCUCCAAGAGUUCAACUCUUAAUAAACAUCAGAAAAUUCAUACUGAACAAAACACAAAUCAGAAAACUCAUAUUAAAGAGAAACGAUAUGAAUGUCGAGAAUGUGGGAAAGCCUUUCACCAGAGCACACACCUCAUCCAUCACCAAAGAAUUCACACUGGUGAGAAACCCUAUGAAUGCAAGGAAUGCGGCAAGGCCUUCUCAGUGAGCUCCUCCCUUACUUACCAUCAGAAAAUUCAUACUGGAGAGAAGCCUUUUGAGUGCAACUUAUGUGGAAAAGCUUUUAUCCGAAACAUACACCUUGCCCAUCAUCAUAGAAUACAUACUGGAGAAAAACCUUUUAAAUGUAACAUUUGUGAAAAAGCCUUUGUGUGCAGGGCACAUCUUACCAAACACCAGAAUAUUCACAGUGGAGAUAAACCCUAUAAAUGUAGUGAAUGCGGGAAAGCCUUUAAUCAGAGUACAAGUUUUCUUCAGCAUCAGAGAAUUCACACUGGAGAGAAACCCUUUGAAUGUAAUGAAUGUGGAAAGGCCUUCAGGGUGAACUCUUCCCUUACUGAACAUCAGAGAAUUCAUACUGGAGAGAAACCUUAUAAAUGUAAUGAAUGUGGGAAAGCUUUCAGGGAUAACUCAUCCUUUGCACGACAUCGGAAAAUUCACACUGGAGAGAAACCUUACAGAUGUGGUUUGUGUGAGAAAGCCUUCAGGGACCAAUCAGCCCUAGCCCAACAUCAGAGAAUUCAUACUGGGGAGAAACCUUAUAUGUGUAAUAUAUGUGAAAAAGCCUUCAGUGACCAUUCAGCCCUUACCCAACACAAGAGAAUUCAUACUAGAGAAAAACCUUACAAAUGUAGAAUCUGUGGGAAGGCCUUUAUCCGAAGCACACACCUCACUCAACAUCAGAGGAUUCACACAGGAGAGAAACCCUAUAAAUGUAAUAAAUGUGGGAAAGCUUUUAACCAGACUGCAAACCUCAUUCAGCAUCAGAGGCAUCAUAUUGGAGAAAAGUGAUACAAAUGCGGUUUAUAUGGAAGAGCUUU